Aedes albopictus (Asian tiger mosquito) is the source of this 11682-nucleotide messenger RNA. RefSeq lists its product as uncharacterized. NCBI's taxonomy places the organism in Eukaryota, Metazoa, Arthropoda, Insecta, Diptera, Culicidae. The record is from RefSeq and is a predicted model, not a curated record. The transcript has 2 exons. Bases 1887 to 3068 code for a protein of 393 amino acids.
UCGCUGCUGAGAGAGCGAUAGCCGUCCGUGUCAGCACAGCAUUCAGAGCAGUAUACGACGGAACGGGUCGAAGCCAAAAGCGAGUAGUACAGUUUUGACGUCUCUUGUUCGCUUCGCAUACAGAUUUGAACAUGGAAAAUUUGUGAAUUCGGUUCUGUCGAAGGGCGAGUUUUGUUCGGAAUUUUGUGGAAUUUUGUGGCGAUUGUUGGGAAAUUGAAGUUUCAGAAAGUGUUUUGUGCGUGAUUUUGUUAGUGAAUGACUUUGGGAAAGGGUUUAAGAGGAUGAAAUGAAUGGUAAUACGGACGGUGUUCUUGCUCAUCGAUUUUCCUGGAGCUGAAUAAAUUUCUUAUAAUUAUAAUGGUGAAGCGUUGGUUUCUAUCGGAAACUGAGGAAAAAGUACAGGAAGGCGAUUAUUUUGUACCAGCAAGGAUCGAAAAUAGGGAUUGUGGCUACAAAACGGGACAUUAGACAGGUGAAAGUGUGAAAAUUUUCAGUAUUUAAAAGCGAAAAUCCAAUUUUAGUGUCUCGUAUCUCCGAUCUCUCUUCGGUCGUCAAAUGGGAUUUUGUGUGUAUAUGUCUGCGAUGUCUGCGUUCGAAUGGCAGCCGCAGUCGCGUUCGAUGUGCUAGCGGGGUAGAGUCAAAAUUGAAAUACGUGCUACACAAGGUGCAAAGAACCUCUUAUUCUAAAGUGCAAAAUCUCGUGCAGCGGAGCAGCGACCUCUCGGGCCGCAAACGUCAAGUGAAGUUGUACGAUUGAUGAAAUUGGUGUUUGGUUGCGUCUGCGAGUGCAGGGACUUGCUGUUGUGCGACUUGAAAUUCAGUGAAAAGGCUGCCAUUUUCAACGCCAUUACAAUAUGGAUGGAAGCAUCCAUUAAUCAUUCGCCUUUCGGAAGCCGGAAUUUGCGGAAAUUCGGAGCCUCUUUUGCCGCGAGUGAGAUUUGCUCCAGUGCAUUGCCGGAUGCCGGCUGUUGCAAAUCUCUAGCGACACUGUUCACCGCAGUCAAGUGUGUUUAUAGCGAACGAAAAUUGUAGACCUUUUUCUUACGGUUGGCGAGGCGAGCGCGGAAUGUCAUUGAAAUUUGACCUUUCAUUAUUGUGUGGGAAUCGAUUCGAUAAGUUUAAUAGAAACAGCUUGGUCGAUUUUCUUUCGGGACAACUAAUAUUUGUUCAUUAGAGUUAUUUUUGAUGCAAUACUUCAUAAACCUCAUGAAAAAUUUCACACUAAAUGACCAGAUAGCACUGCUAGGUGAACAGCGCUCCUAAUUUGACAGAUAGCCGGAUCGUGAAAAGGGUGCAAUAUCGUCUUCCACUUUGAAUCAGUUUCUCCGAGAGAGCGAGAAAAAACAACACUUCACCGUUAUAAAAUGAUAAACUUCCAGAUAAAACCAGCAAAGUUGUCGCAGUGAAUAUUAAGCAAAACAAAAACUCAACGACAUUCGACUGUGAGUGACACGAAGCGUAAAAAAGUUUCAAAACCACAAACUAACGGAACGGAGGUCGACAGUUUUCAACAAAAGUUUCAAAACUUUGUCUCACAAGAGAAAAACAAGAAAUCCAUCCUUCCAGUGUGUACCGAAUGCAGUGCAUGUGAGCACUAAAGGACGAGUGAUUUUGACAAGUGAAAUUUCUACAGCAAGUUGACAGACAAAGCCAGACACUGCACAGAACACUAAAACCAGAAUCGAUUGCCUUCUCGCGUGACAGAUGUGCAAUUGGAAAUGACGCUAAUCUAAUCGGAUUCCGCCACAAACUUUCGCCGACUUUCAAAAAUCCCGCUUUCAAAGCAUCUAACAGAUACGAGCAUCGAAUGAUCUCCAAAGAAUACGCAUAAAUCGUAUUCUGAAAAUCAAUUCGAAGACAAGUCUUCAACCCCCCCUUCUUUCACAAUGACCUCCGUCAAAGAUACGGCAUCGUUCUUCGCGAACGGCAGCUCGAACCAGUUCGACUUCGUCCUCGCUAUGUACCCGCAGGUCCUCAAACUGAAAGCACAAAACAAAUGCAAAAAGCCGGACGAACUCAUCCGGUUAGACGACUGGUACCAGAACAAACUGCCACAGUUGAUCAAAAAACGUGGCAAAGAGCGCUUCAUAGUGCACGAGGAGCUAGUCCAGACGAUGAAGUGGAAGCAAACGCGCGGAAAAUUUUUCCCACAGCUGUCCUACCUGAUCAAAGUCAACACUCCUCGGGCAGUGCAGAACGAAACCAAGAAAGCGUUCAGAAAACUGCCCAACCUAGAGCAAGCCAUCACGGCUCUCUCAAACCUGAAAGGCGUCGGGACCACAAUGGCGUCGGCCCUGCUGGCAGCGGCCGCCCCCGAAACGGCCCCAUUCAUGGCCGACGAGUGCCUAAUGGCCAUUCCGGAAAUCGAAGGCAUUGACUACACCACCCGCGAGUACAUGAACUUCGUGCAGCACAUCCAGGCCACGACGGAUCGACUGAACGAGGAAGUGCACGGCCCGGUCAGUAGUUCCAAGGAUGGCGAAGGCAGCAACGACGAGGAUAGUGGCGACGCGCCCAAAGUCCAGAAGAAGUGGUCCCCGCACAACGUCGAGCUCGCCCUCUGGACACACUACGUCGCACGGGAAUUGCAACCGGAGCUACUAGACGACAUGCCUGCCGCUACGGAGGGAAGUAAAAACAGCUACUCCCGGAGUCCCUCGACUGCCACCGCACCGAAGACCGCAACUCCCACGAACGGAGCCUCCUUACCGGCGUCCGACAACAACACUACCAUAGAGGAACCGUCCGACGAGAGCAACCUGGACACCGAGCUCGGAAAAGCCACCUCGGACGAAUCCUCCAAAGACAACAACAAAUUCACGGACAGUUUGGACGAGUGCACCAAGUCCGAGGACAGUCUGGAGAAGCCCAGCACCACGACGACCAGCAUUCGGAACAACAACAGCGACGAGGUGAACGAUAGCGACUCGCAGAGUAGUGCCAAGCGGUCAUCGACAGGGGACGACGAGGAGGAGGAUGAGGAAGACGAUGAGGAGGACGAGGACGAAGACGGGGAAAGCUCGGGCGGCGAUGGAGCGUCCAACGCGAAGAAGCCGAAGCUCGAGUAGAACCGAGAGGAAAACUUUUCUAAUUACAAUUAGAGGUGGAGCAGACGAAUGGGAAAAAUGACGAUGAGACUAAGACGGGGAUGGGGACGGGAACGCCGACGAAGAAGUCGAGAGAGCAUGCCUAGAGAAAACAGAAUCACAAAUCAAAAUCAGUUAACAUAAUUAGCGUCGUCGCGGUCAGUGUGCUCCUUCCGGUUGGCGGUGCCGGUCUGAAUACACACACAUUCGCACACCGAAGGUAAGUCUACGGAAGUUUGUGAGAUGCCGGAAAUUCCGACAGAAGGUGGGGCGUUGCUACCGGAGGGAAAAAAACUAUGUACAAAUUAUGUUUAACUGAUUGUAAGUGGAAAAUCACGUAUUAUUCUUGGGAGGAGGAUGAGGCAGAUGGGUGGGAUGCGAUGCUGGUGAGACAGGCAGAAGUUGUGGCUAAUUGGCAGGAGAGCAGGGGCUGGCUGAUUGAAAGGGAGAAAGACGUGGGUGGGACAAAAAGUUUAAUUGAGAUGAAUUGCUAUAGAUGCGAAGGAUGAGUGCCCAGGUAGGCAAAGAAAAUGAGGUUUGCUUCAUUAGUGAUAGAAGGAGAAAAGAGGCUUUGAUAAAUCAAGACUGGAUUCGUUCCACAAUGCUGGAAUGGAGUAUCCAAUAUAAAAACAAUAACUUCAAUCUGAUUGACUUUUAAAACACUUUUCUACGUUUUUUAGAUUCGGAUCUGUAUCAUCUUUUCUAUAUGAAGAAUUGGAAUAAUUGGGUAUAGCAUUGGUUCUUGGCAAAAUGCUUGAUGGACCUUUCUUUCUUCGACAAGGUUCAAAUAGUCUUUCCAACAUUUUUAAGAUAAAUGAAUUCUAAAAGGUUCUCAAAUCCACGAGAGAACUAAAUAAAAUGUAAAAUAUCCUAUCAUAUAUAACCCUUUUAAGGCCCCAUAUAACCGUUGUGGUAAGGGGCUGUCCAAUGGACUCCAUAAACCACGUGGUCAUUGGGGGGGUUCGGCCAAUGACCACUUUGUAUGGACAAAUAAAACAUUUUGUAUGGACUAAUGACCACGCGGUUUAUGGACAGCCAAAAAUUUUAGGCAACUUCUUUAAGAAAUUUCUGGACAAAUUAUUACAAAAAAUUGGAAGGAGAUCCUUGAUGAAAUUCCUGUAGAAAGCCUAGGAUAAUUCCUAAAACAAUCGUUGAAGGAAACCCAUGAGGGAUUCCCGGGGAACUUCUGAAGGAGUCCCUUGACAAAUUUUCCAAUAAUCCCUGAAGGGCUUUUUAAAAGAACACCCUUAAAACAUUCCUGGAAAAAUUUUUAGAAUAAACUCUGGUGGAGUUCUUGAAAAAAAAAAAUGGAUAACUUCUUGAAGGAUUUCUUGGAGAAAUAAAAAUAAUCCCAGGAUACAUUCCUGAGAGUAUUUCAGGGCGGAAUUCUGAAGGAAUUUCUUUGCAGGACCUGCUGGGGGCAUCCUUGAAAGAUUUCCUGGAGAUGAUUGUGAAAGACUUCAUUGUUGACUUCUUGGAAAACUUUCGGGCUCCUGUAUGCUUCCCUCUCAAGUUAUCUUAAAGAAUUCCAAUAGAAAUCGCUGGAGGAAUUCCUAGAAAUCUUCAAGUAAUCCUCUUGAGUGCAUCCCAGGGAAAGGAAGGAUUCCAGACAUUCUUCCAGGAAUUCCUCCAAGGAUUCCUCUAGAGUUUCUUCCGGGCAUUCCUGCAGGAAUUUAUAAUGGAGUUCUGUAAGGAAUCCUUGGAGUCAUUUCAGAAGAAAUCUCUUGAAUAGUUUCUGGAGUAAUUUCUAGAAAAAAUGUCAGGAGGAAUCCUUGGAGGAGUCCCUGAAGAUAUUCCUGGAGGAACUUCUGAAUGAAUUCCUAACGAAAUUCCCUGAGGAAUUUUAGGAGGAGACCGUGAGGAAUCCCUCGAGGAUUUUUUAUUGGUUUACCUGGAUGCUUUUCUGUGGGACCUCUUGGCGAAAUUCCUGGAUGACUUCCUGGAGCAACCCCUGGAAGAAUUCCCGAAGAAAUCUCUGGUGGAAUUCUGGAAAGAAUCUCUAGAGAAAUUCCUGCAGGAAUUCUUUGAGGAUUUCCUGGAGGGAUUCCUGGAGGAAUCUCUGAAGCAAUUAUUGGAGGAAUCCCUGUUAUAAACCUUCAGGGAAUCUGUGGAGGCAAUUCAUGAAGAAAUCCCUGGAGGAAUCCCUAAAGUAAUUUUUGGAGGAAUCUCAGGAAGAGUCCUUGGAGAAAUCCAUUCAAAACUCCUCACUAAAUGACCGGAGGAAUUCCUUAGGAAAUUUCUGGUGGAAUUCCUGGACGAAUCCCUUAAGCAAUUCUUGGAAGAAUCUCUGGAGAAAUUCCUGGAGAAAUCUUUAGAGCAAUUCUAGGAGGAAUCCCUGGAAAAAUUCUUAGAGGAAUUUCUGGAGGAAUUUCCGGAGCAAUUCCUGGAUAAAUUCUCGGAGGAAUUCCCAAGGAAUCCUUACGGGAAUUCGUGGAGUAAUACGUGGAGAAAUCCCUGGAAGAAUUCUUGGUGGAAACUCUGAAACGAUUCCUGGAAGAAUCUCUGGAGGAAUUCCUGAAGAAAUGACCGGAGGAAUACCUAGUGGAAUCUCAUAUGAAUUCCAGGUGAAAACUAUGCCGGAAUCCACGAAGGUAUUCCUGGAGUAUUUCCUGGAGAAAUUCCUAGAAGAAUUUUCGAAGGAAUCCGUGGAGGAAUUGCUGUGGGAAUUUCUGAAGGAAUUGCUGUACGACUUUCUGGGCGAAUUCCUGGAGGAAUCCUCGGAAAAAUUCUAGGAUGAAAUCCUGCAGGAAUGCCUGGAGAAAUGCCUAAAGGAAUUCCUGGAGAUGUUCCAGGGGAAUCUCUAGAGAAAUUCCAUGAGGGAUCUCUUUAGAAAUCCCUGGAGGAACUCCUGAAGGAAUGCCUUGAGAGAUAUCUGGAAGACUACCUGUAGAAGUUCCUGUACAAAUUCCAGUAGGUGUUCCUGUAUAUAUUCCCAGAGAAAUUCCUGCAGGAAUUCCUGGAAGAAUCUCUUACGAAGAUCUGGAAGGAAUGUCCGGAAGUAUUCCUGGAAGAAUUCCUGGAUUAAUUCCGGGAGGAAUUCCUGGAGGAAUUUCUGAAGGAAUUCCUGCUGAAUUUCUGGGAAAAUAUCCUGAAGGAAUUCUCGUAGAAAUUUCUGUAGGAUUUUCUGGAGGAAUUCUUGGAAGAAUUUCUUGAUCAAUUCCUGGAGGGAUUUGUGAAAGAAUUUCCCUAGAGAAAUAUCUGAAGGAAUUUCCGAAGAAAUUCCUGGAGAAAUUCUCGGAGGAAUUCCCAAAAGAAACCUUAAGGGAAUUCAGAAAAGUUUCUGAAGGAAUCCCUGAAUGACUCCUGGAGGAAUUGCUGUAGGAAUUUCUGAAGGAGUUGUUGUACAAGUUUCUGAGCGAAUUCCUGGAGGAGUCCCUGAAAAAAUUCUAGGAUGAAAUCCUGCAAAAAUUCCUUGAGAAAUGACUAAAGGAAUUCCUGGAUAAAUCCCAGAGGGAAUCCCUAGAGAAAUUCCAUGAGGAAUUCCUUUAGGAAUCCCUGGAGGAACUCCUGAAAGAAUGCUAUGAAGAAUAUCUGAAGAAUGCCUAGAGAAAUUCCUGUGCGAAUUCCAGUAGGUAUUCCUGUAUUUAUUCCUGGAGGAAUUCCCAGAGAAAUUCCUGGAUGAAUUCCCAGAUAAAUUCUUGGAGGAAUUCCCAGAACAAUUCCUGAAGAAAUUCCUGGAGGAAUCUCUUGCGAAGAUCUAGGAGGAAUGUCUAGAAGUAUUCCUGGAAGAAUUCCUGGGGGAAUUUUUGAAAGAAUUUCUGGUGAAUUUCUUGGAGGAUUUCCUGAAGAAAUUCUUGAAGAAAUUUCUGGAGGAAUUCUUGGAAGUAUCCGUUAAUCAACUCCUGGAGGGAUUUCUGAUAAAAAUCUUGGGAGAGUCACUGGAAGAGUAUCUGGAGCAAUUCCUAUUGGAAUGCCCGGAGAUAUGCCUGUAGCAAUUCCUGGAGAAAUCACUAGUGGGAUUCCUGGAGGAAUCCCUUGAGAAAUCCCUGGAGGAAUUCCUUGAAGAAUCACAACAAUUCCAUGAGGAAUCCCAGGACGAAUUGCUGAGAAUAUGUCAAGAGCAGUUUCUGAAGAAAUCCCAGGAGGAAGUACUGAAUAAAUCACAAAUGCAAUCUUGGAGAUAUCCUGAAGAAAUCCUAUUAAGUGUUCGUGGAGGAACUUCUGUAGAAAUUCCCGUAGCAGUUCCUGAACGAUUCCGUGGAGGAAUUCUUGAAGAAACCCCAGAAGGAAUCCCGGAAGCAAUCCCAAAAGGAAUUUCUUAGGAAAUUUCUGGAAAAAAUCCUGUAGAAAUCUAUAGAGGAAUUAUGGGAGGAAUCCCUAGGACAAUUCUAGGAGGAAUCCCUAGAGGAAUUUCGGGAACAAUUCCUGGAUAAAUUCUCAGAGGAAUUCUCAAAGGAACCCCCACGGGAAUUCCUGGAGAAAUCCCUGAUGCACCUGGAACAAUCUCUGGAGGAAUUCCUGAAGGAAUGACCGGAGGAAUCCCUAGUAGAAACAUAGAUAAAUUCCAGGUGAAACCCCUAUGGAAUCCCUGGAGGUAUUCCUGGAUAAAUUCGUGGAGGAAUUCCUGGAGGGUUUUCUUGGAGCAAUUUCUGGAAAAAUUUCUGAAGGAAUCCCUGGACGAUUUCCUGCUGAAACUCCUGGAGGAAUUGCUGUGGAAUUUCUCUGAAGGAGUUGUUGUACGAAUUUCUGAGCGAAUUCCCGGAGAAAAUCCUUUUACAAUUUCUUACGAACUCCUUGUGGAGUCCCUGGAAAAAAUCCAGGAUGAAAUCCUCCAGGAAUACCUGGAGAAAUGCCCAAAGGAAUUCCUGGAGAAAUCCCAGGGGGAAUUACUCGAGAAAUUCCACGAGGAAUUCCUCUAGGAAUCCUGGAGGAACUCCUGGAGAAAUGCCUUGAGGAAUUCCUGUGUGAAUCCCAGUAGGUAUUCCGGUAGGUAAAUCUGUAGAUAUUCCUGGAGGAAUUCCUAGUUAAAUUCUUGAAAGAAUUUUUAGAGGAGUCUCUUUCGGAGAUCUAGGAAGAAUUUCCUGUUCCUGGAUAAUUCCUGGAUAAAUUCCUGGAUAAAUUUCUGGAGGUGUUACUGGGGAAAUUUCUUAAGGAAUUCCUGGUGAAUUUCCUGGAAGAUUUCCUGAAGUAUUGUAGAAAUUUCUGUAGGAAUUUUUUGGAGGAAUUCUUGGAAGAAUUCUUGGAAGAAUUCCUUGAUCAAUUCCUGAAGGGAUUUCUGAAGAAAUUCCUAUUGGAAUUGGAAGAUAUGGCUGUAACAAUUCCUGGAGAAAUUCCCAGAGGGAUUCCUGGAGGUAUGUUUUGAGAAAUCCCUGGUGAAAUUCCUUGAAGAAUCACUGGAGCUAUUCCAAGAGGAAUCCCAGAAGUAAUUCCUGAGGGUAGCUCAAGAGGAGUUUUUGAUGAAACUCCAGGAGGAAGUACUGAAUAAAUCAUAAACGAAAUCGUGGAGAUUUCCUGAAGGAAUCCUUUGAAGAGUUCGUGGAAGAACUGCUGUAGGAAUCCCCGUAGCAGUUUCUGAACGAAUCCCUGGAGGAAUUUUUGAAGAAACCCCAGAAGGAAACCCGGAAGCAAUCCCAAGAGAAAUUUCUAAGGGAAACCCUGAAUAGCUCCUGAAGGAAAUUCUGGAUGAACUCGAGGAGAAUUUCCUGAAAAAAAAAUCCGGGAGAAAUGCCUGUAGGAAUCCCAAGAAGACAUCCAGGAGGAGUUUUUAAAAUAAUCCCUGAAGUAGUUCCUGAAAGAAUCGCAGAAGGAAUUCUCCAGUGAAUCCCUGGGAGAAUGCUUGGUGGAAUACCUGGGAGAAUUCCUGAUGGAACCCCAUGAGGAAUCGCCUUAGUAAUCGCCUUAUUAAUCCCAGGAGAUUUUUCUUUAAAUAAUUCAGGAAGAAUUUCUGUUGAAAUUCCUGGAAAAAAAUCUGUAGGAACCUAUGUCUGCUGUAAUUUCUGGAUGAAUUAUUGAAGAAAUCUUUGGGAAUUUUUUGUACAUUUUUUCUGAAAAAAAAAAUUCCUGCAGAAACAUUUCCAAUUGAAUUUUGCAAGGUGAUGUCACGAAUGAACGUUCGGUUCAUUCUCGUUCGUCCCUUCCUUUUCCCUCUCACGCCAAAUUUGACAUUUUCUGGUGGUUUGUUUUGAUUCCCGUUCGUUGCCGCUCUUUUCUCUCUCGGAGAGAAAAUUGAGGUUAAAUUUCGAUGCAAAAUUCUAUAAUUCCAUGUGGAAUUAUUGGAGCAGGUUCUAGUGGAACUCUUGAAUGUAUAGAGAAAUCGCUGAAGGAAUACAUAACAGGAUCUCAGGUGUUAUUUGGGAGUCCCUGGAAAUCAAACCCCUAGAAGUAUUCUUGAAGGAAUCUCUGGAGGAAUCCAUGAUGGAAUCACUAUGGGAAAGUUCGUCGAUGCAUCAUCUUUCCAGAAGCAUCUGUAAAAAAAAAUCCAAAGUAAUCGUGGAAGGAAGUUUUGAAGCUUUUCUUGGAACAAUUCCUGAAACUAUCACUAUCGAAGGUCGGCAAGACCUCCAUGAAAGAAUGGGUGGCGAUCACCACAGGCCAGAUAUUCUGCUCGGCUCUGAUGUACCUAAGGUGACUCAUUUUCUCCGCACAGUUAAAAAACGUUACUUCAUAUAAUUUGUAACAAAAGAACCCCGUCAUGUCGACCACAUUUAUCAUCAGUUUAUAAAUCUACACAAAGUUUGCUCUCAGUAUAAAGCUUGCAUUCAACAUUCCAUACAAUAAAUUCUUUAAUGUAAACAUCAGUUAAAUUGGACAGAAAUUUGUAUGCUAAAUAUGCAUACGUCAGGUGCUGUUUUCAGUCAUUUUUGCUGAAUAUUUUACCAAAAAUGCUACCUGACGUCUUCAUAAUCUUGGUUGAAUAUUCUAAUUGGUUACUUUGUAUCAAAACCAUUAUAUUGAUCGAAGAUUGAAAUAAUUUUAACAGUGUUGCCAGUUGCAUCAAUAAUUUGAAUGAGUCUUACAAAAAAUAGUGGUCAAUGUUUUCUGUAGACAGUAUGCUGAGAAUGCAAUGUGUUACACUGAAACUCACUCUAUCUAUAAUGAAAUUGUGAGCUACAACAUGGGCAAAACUCCAUUUAGUGUAUCAGUGUUGUCAGCGUUGGGGAAAAAUACAAAUUAUUCUAUUCACCAUGAAAUAGCAUUUGACGCCCUUUUAAAUUCUGGUGAAAAGUCUGAUACAGUCUAGACUCUAGACAUCCAAGUCCACAUAUUCAGCAAUAUUUGAUUCUACUUGAACGGUAUUGUCAUAAAAAUAAUAAUACAUCUGAAGCUAUCACUGGGUGAAUUUCAUGGUCUGAACUUCACCGAACAGAUUAUCACGCGAUUUUCAGAGAAGAGCAAAGGAGAGUGCGGAAUCCCGGAUCCAUAUGAGCGGAGUAAACAAAAUUGAGCAUUCAUACAACAAAAUGCGCAUUAUCAAUUAUUUCAAACCACCUUUCCUAUACAGCUGCCUCCUCAAAACUGCCUUGAGUUUAAACGACCUCAAUAUCAUUGCAUCCCACCACAAUCCUCAGCAGACCACUUCAGCGUACCGCGCGCUUGUGAGGGCACAUUCCAACUCUUGACUGCACUAAACUUCGUUCUCCGUGCAAGUACAGUAGGUAAUGUACGCGAAAGAGAACCAUACACACAUACUACUGUAGAAAACCAACCGUACACUUCAGCAUACUAAAUGUAGGCGAAAGCAAACAGAAGAAACAAAAACAAAAUAACAUAACAUAAAUGUUUUGGAUCAAAUUCAAAAUUGUCAGAGCAGCAGUAAAUUUCCAAAUAUUUCAGUUUCAUGAAAGUUUUUCAACCGUAGGAAGGAAUGAAUUUCAAUCUUUUUUUUGUUUCGUUAAUGGCCAAACCGCCACCUCGGGAAAUUCUCGUAAUAGAAUGUUAUUAUUUAUUGUGUAAUUAUAUUGUGAUCAUUACUAUCACUGUACUCGUAAUCGAAGCAAAAGUUCUUAAUUAUCACUCACACAGUCUAAUCAAAGAAGCGGCGAGAAGAAAUUCAUCAACAUUUAUCUAUUAUCACAACAGCCAAUUUUUGGUGAGGAUGAAUUUAGAAAAGCGAAAGGCAGAAGCAGAAAAAAAUAGAUCUAGUAUUAGUUGCCGUUUUAGUUUUCCCGUACAUAUUUAUAAAGAAAAGAAAAGUAAAUCUUAAACAACACUAUACGAAACACAUGUUACAAAACAGGAGAAACAUAAAAAUGACAGUUACUGACAAACACCAUCCCAGAAAUAUAAAAAAAAAAACAAACAUUUACACAGGCAGAGAUUGAAAAUCCUAGCUAAGUAGUGAGCCUGACUGGGCUGUCAGAUGCCGGACAGCAGCAGAUACAAACCUGUACAAGCACAGCUAAUGAACGAUUGGAAAACAAACAACUAUAGCGAUCAAAUCAACAAUAAUCGGAAAACUACACUCGAAAAACACUGAGAGCAAGCAACAAACAGAGCAGAAACCACUAAUAGCCUUUAACAUGAGAACAUGAAUAAAAGAAUAACACUUUGAUGAAUGUAAAGAAUAAGUAGCAACACAAUAAAAACUGAAGCAAAAGGGACAAAUUCACCCCCAGAACCCCCGUAACACAUGCAUAGCACACAAACAUUCUCACAA